This is a messenger RNA of Saccharomyces kudriavzevii IFO 1802, 372 nucleotides long. RefSeq names its product mediator complex subunit SOH1 (gene SOH1). Gene Ontology annotation, molecular function: transcription coregulator activity. The record is from RefSeq and is a predicted model, not a curated record. Gene Ontology annotation, biological process: regulation of transcription by RNA polymerase II. Lineage: Eukaryota; Fungi; Ascomycota; Saccharomycetes; Saccharomycetales; Saccharomycetaceae. The transcript has a single exon. Gene Ontology annotation, cellular component: core mediator complex; mediator complex. Bases 1 to 372 code for a protein of 123 amino acids.
AUGUCAGAUGCCAAUGGUACGUCUCCCUCGGACCAGAAUCCGCUUCCUACGAGGUUCGAAGUGGAGCUCGAGUUCGUCCAGUCCUUGGCAAACAUUCAAUACGUAACCUACUUGCUCACCCAACAACAGAUAUGGAAGUCGCCCAACUUCAAAAACUACUUGAAGUACCUGGAGUACUGGUGCAACCCGCCCUAUUCGCAAUGCAUCGUGUAUCCCAACUGUCUCUUUAUUUUGAAGCUACUGAACGGGUUCAUGGAGUCCGCCAUUGUUAACGAAGACGGCCUGCUGGAAGGGCUGGACGAGCUGCCCAAGAUCAUCCAGUUACAAGGUCCGCAAUGGAUGAACGAAAUGGUGGAAAGAUGGGCCAACUAG